Messenger RNA from Heterobasidion irregulare TC 32-1, 1768 nucleotides. RefSeq names its product MFS amino acid permease. The record is from RefSeq and is a predicted model, not a curated record. Gene Ontology annotation, biological process: transmembrane transport. The transcript is spliced from 21 exons. Gene Ontology annotation, molecular function: transmembrane transporter activity. NCBI's taxonomy places the organism in Eukaryota, Fungi, Basidiomycota, Agaricomycetes, Russulales, Bondarzewiaceae. Bases 97 to 1674 code for a protein of 525 amino acids.
GCUUCCUCAGAAACUACCUCACCAAAAAGUUCGUGGAAGGACGGCGAGCAGCAGGUUUUGCCGCACAACAACCUUCCCCUUGUCUUUUGCUCGUUGAUGUUGACCCUGUUCUUGGCGGCUUUGGAUCAAACAAUCGUUGCGACGGCACUGCCAACAAUAGUUUCCGACCUUGGAGGCGGUCAGAACUAUUCAUGGGUUGGCAGUGCUUAUUUACUUGCUUCAGCCGCAUGUGGUCCGCUGUACGGCAAGUUAGCGGACAUCAUAGGCCGCAAGCUUGUCCUCUACCCUGUCAUCGUCAUUUUCCUUAUUGGCUCGGCUCUUUGUGGAGCAGCACAAAGCAUGACUUGGUUGAUUAUAGCUCGAGCAGUUCAAGGCAUAGGUGGUGGAGGCUUGAUACAGAUUAUCCAAAUCGUGAUUGGAGACAUAGUAACUUUGGAACAACGAGGCAAAUACGGAGCAUAUAUCGGAUCAAUGUGGGGUAUUGCAUCAAUUCUUGGGCCUCUCGUUGGAGGCGCUCUUACGGACCAUGUUACGUGGAGAUGGUGUUUUUGGGUGAACCUACCUACAGGUGGAGCUGCCGUCGCUCUACUUUUUUUCACUCUCCAUUUGAACCCUCAUCACGGAAAACCAUUCCGACAACAUGUCCGCGAAUUCGAUUUUCUCGGGCUUUUUCUCCUUAUAGCCGGGGUCAUCUGUCUUUUGCUCGGAUUCAAUCAGAGCGAGACCAGUUGGAGAAGCCCGGCCACUAUUUCGCUCCUGGUCAUUGGCAUCGUCCUGCUCAUUUCUGCAGGAUUCUGGGAAGUCCACACCACAAGGUCGCCCAUCAUCCCCCCGCGAGUCUUCAAGACAAGAACAACGGGUAUAAUACUCGUAUCAAGCUGCUUGCACUCAUUCACGUUCUUCAGCGGGGCGUUCUAUCUGCCGUUGUACUACCAGGUGUUAGGAGCGUCAGCUACAAAGGCUGGUAUAAAGAUGCUUCCGUUCUCACUUGGUUCCUCAGUCACGUCGGCGAUCGCGGGCUAUGCUGUGGCGCCUCUAGGCGAUUUCCGACCGCCAAUAUGGAUAUCAUUCGCGAUUAUGACUUUGGGAUACGGACUCAUGAUUAUGCUCGAUGAGACCUCGUCAAUUGCUGUGCAGGAGAUAUUUCCUCUCAUUGCUGGGCUUGGUCUCGGUGGCCUAUUUCAAGUUCCCCUUAUAGGUAUGCAGGCUGCGAUGCCACUGAAAGAUAUGGCAACCAGUACCGGUGGCUUGAUGUUUAUCAGACUCCUGGGCUCAACUAUCAGCGUGUCAGUUGGACAGGCUAUUUGGUCAUCGGAACUCAACAAACGGAUUUCGAAGCUACCUACUUUCGACCUCGGAACAUCAUUCGCCAAUAGCGUGACGCAUCUCAAGGAUAUUCAGCCUGAAUCUCUGCGGACACAAGUUGUUCACGCUUAUACAAAAAGUCUUUCGACCAUCUGGAUAGUGGAUACUCCACUCCUCUUCGUGUGUUGCAUCAUGGUGUUAUUCUUGAAAAAGUACACCUUGCAACGAACGGUCGUCCGCAGUCCAAAGCACCGCGAGUCAUCUCAGACGGAUCUCGAAGGGGGGACUAUAGUCGAAACGCCCCCGAACGGCGCACAGGCUGAUGAAAAGGACCACACGAUCAGUGAAUCCGACAUCAAAACACAGUAGAAUGCUGCAGACCUAGACAUGAUUGCCUUCGCAUACUGCUAUCAGCCCGCUGUUGAAUAAUAUACGACGUUCAACCGUUGUUUCAUCUGCUUUC